AUCAAUGUAUGGCGCAUUGUUUUCCUUCUAUUUUUUUUUGUAUUACAUCAUAAAUCUUACAAACUACGAAUAAAUUUUAAGCAAUUUUAACGCUGCUAGUGUAUAUGCUAUAAUAAUGGUCCGGGAUAGAAGCCCUGAACGUCGGCGGUCCCGUUCUAAAGAAAGACGAGAUAGGGAUCGACACGACGAACGCGAAUCGCAUCGGGAGAAGAUCAAACGCAGAGAUAGAUCAAGAAGCCCCAGAAAAGAACGAGAGCGAUCUCGCAGUCCGACUAAAAAAGAACGGGACAGAUCGAGAAGUCCUCGAAAGGAGCGGGGUCGUUCUAGAAGCCCUAAAAGACGUGAUGGUAAAGAUAAAGACAGGCGCACUGAUGAUAAGGAAAAAAGUAAAAGUAGAAGAGACGAUGAUAACAGACAAGAAGAGGAAGAACAAGAACCUAAGAAAGAAGAGCCAAAACCAAUAAAAAGAGAGCCUUUGUCUCUGGAAGAACUGCUAGCUAAAAAAAAAGCUGAAGAGGAAGCUCGUAGUAAACCUGUUUUCUUAACGAAGGAACAAAGAGCAGCCCUGGCAUUAGAAAGGAGACGUGAGCAAGUGGAAGCAAUAAGAGCAAAUGUUGAUAGACCAGCUGUUACUACUAUUGAUUUAACAGGCACGUCAAAAAAAGAUGAUGAUAGAGAGAAGAGACACAAAGAAGACAGAGAGAGAAGAGAUGAAAGGGAACGAAAUGAUAGGUUAGAAAGAGCAGACAGAGGAGACAGAGAACGGAAAUAUGAUGACAGGAAAACUGGUGAUCGCCGUGAUGACAAAAAAGAUAAAAAUGAUGAGGGUUCUAAAACAAAGGACAAAGAAAGGGAAGAGGAAGCCAUUAAAGCCAGGUACUUGGGCAUAGUGAAGAAGAAACGUAGAGUUAGAAGACUUAAUGAUAGGAAGUUUGUGUUUGAUUGGGAUGCUUCAGAAGAUACAUCAAAUGAUUAUAAUACACUUUACAAGGAGAGACACCAGGUUCAAUUCUUUGGAAGAGGCCAUAUAGCUGGUAUUGACAUAAAGGCACAGAAAAAAGAUCAUAGCAAAUUCUAUGGAAAUUUACUGGAAAAGCGAAGAACCGAACUUGAAAAAGAACAAGAAAAAUUGCGUCUCAAAAAAGUUAAAAAGAAGGAAGAUAAACAAAAGUGGGAUGAUCGUCAUUGGUCUGAAAAAGAUCAAGAUGAGAUGACUGAAAGAGACUGGAGAAUCUUUAGAGAAGAUUAUAAUAUAACAAUUAAAGGGGGUAGAAUUCCAAAUCCUAUAAGAAACUGGAAGGAAGCUGGUUUCCAUCAAGACAUAAUGGAGAUUAUAUCUAAAGUUGGAUAUAAAAGUCCUACACCAAUCCAAAGACAGGCUAUUCCAAUUGGCUUACAGAACCGUGACAUUAUUGGUGUAGCUGAAACUGGUUCUGGUAAAACUUUAGCUUUUCUUAUCCCAUUACUUACUUGGAUUCAAUCACUACCGAAAAGUGAACGUAUGGAAGAUGCCGAUCAAGGCCCAUAUGCCAUAAUAUUAGCACCAACUCGUGAAUUGGCUCAACAAAUUGAAGAAGAAACAAAUAAAUUUGGUAUCCCAUUAGGCAUCACAUCAGUUGUUGUUGUUGGUGGUCUCUCUAGGGAGGAGCAAGGUUUCAAGCUGAGAUUGGGUUGCGAAAUUGUUAUUGCCACCCCUGGACGUCUUAUAGAUGUUUUAGAAAACCGUUAUUUGGUAUUAAACCGUUGUACAUAUGUAGUACUUGAUGAAGCUGAUCGUAUGAUAGACAUGGGUUUUGAACCAGAUGUACAAAAGAUUUUGGAAUAUAUGCCUGUAUCAAAUAUCAAGCCAGACACAGAUGCAGCAGAAGAUGCCUCAGUGCUUUUAGCAAAUUAUAAUACUAAAAAGAAGUUCAGACAAACUGUGAUGUUUACAGCAACUAUGCCUCCGGCUGUUGAACGUUUGGCUAGGAGUUACUUAAGAAGACCAGCUAUUGUUUACAUAGGAUCAGUUGGUAAACCAGUUGACAGAACUGAACAAGUUGUUUACAUGAUUGGUGAGAAUGAAAAGCGUAGGAAGCUCACUGAAAUAUUGCAACGUGGAGUGGAGCCUCCCAUUAUUAUUUUCGUUAAUCAAAAGAAAGGUGCUGAUGUCCUUGCUAAAGGUUUGGAGAAACUUGGAUUCAAUGCUUGUACUUUACACGGUGGAAAAGGACAGGAACAGCGUGAUUUUGCACUUGCCAGUCUUAAAAAUGGUUCAAAAGAUAUUCUCGUGGCUACAGACGUCGCUGGUCGCGGUAUUGACAUCAAGGAUGUCAGUAUGGUCAUUAACUACGACAUGGCCAAGAGCAUUGAAGAUUACACUCAUCGUAUUGGUCGUACAGGUCGUGCCGGCAAAACUGGUAAAGCCACGUCAUUUGUUACAAAAGAAGACUCUGCUCUAUUUUAUGACCUGAAACAAGUUCUACUUUCUAGUUCUGUAUCAACAUGUCCACCCGAGUUAAUGAAUCAUCCUGAAGCUCAGCAUAAGCCAGGCACUGUAGUUACAAAGAAGAGAAGAGAGGAAAUGAUAUUUGCUUAAUCUUCGGUAGAUCAAUACUAAUUUGUCUUCUCCUGAUGUAUUUAACAAUAACUGUAUUACCAUCUUGAUACAAAGUUAUAUUUAUAAUAA
Chilo suppressalis (striped riceborer) is the source of this 2668-nucleotide messenger RNA. The record is from the annotation of a GenBank genome assembly. NCBI's taxonomy places the organism in Eukaryota, Metazoa, Arthropoda, Insecta, Lepidoptera, Crambidae.